This is a messenger RNA of Capsicum annuum, 2224 nucleotides long. RefSeq names its product exocyst complex component EXO70H1-like. The transcript has a single exon. The record is from RefSeq and is a predicted model, not a curated record. Gene Ontology annotation, molecular function: phosphatidylinositol-4,5-bisphosphate binding. NCBI's taxonomy places the organism in Eukaryota, Viridiplantae, Streptophyta, Magnoliopsida, Solanales, Solanaceae. The coding region runs from base 89 to 2002 and encodes 637 amino acids. Gene Ontology annotation, cellular component: exocyst. Gene Ontology annotation, biological process: exocytosis.
CCAAAAAUCAUAAUCCAAAAUACUCAAAAUUUUGAUAAUUUCACUCUCAACAUUUGAAACAUAUAAUUUCGAUACAGAUAAUACCAAAAUGCCGAGAAAAGGCAUGAGAACUCUUAAUUGGUUUUCUCCUAAACAUCCUACAGUUGAUAUUACUUCUCCAUCUACUUCACAAUUCUCUUCUCCUUCGCGCUUCGCGUAUUCUCCUUCACGGCCAAGUUUUUCAGAAGCAGUGAUCGAUCGGACUAUUGAGAUGGCGGAGCCGAUGAUCACGAAAUGGGAUCCUGACACUACUACUUUUGCUAAGGUGACUUCUUUGUUCUAUGAGAACAGAAAAGAAGCCAAGAAUUUCAUCAAGGUGGUGAACAAUUUACACAAGGCGAUGCAUUUUCAUGCAACUGAGAAUUCGCAAUCUGAUAAGCUUAUUCGUGCUCAAGCUCUGAUGCAAAUUGCAAUGAAGAGACUUCAGAAGGAGUUUUAUCAGAUUCUAUCAAUAAAUAGAGCGCAUUUGGAUCCUGAAUCUAUAUCCAUUGUGUCUUCACGUACUUCAAUAAGUAUUCGAUCGAGCACUUCUGAGUUUGAUAUUGAGGAUAAUGAUGAUGAUCGUGUAGCAGUUGCCGGUGAAUCAAUUUCUGAAGUUGAAGAUUUUUCAAAUGUUGUAAUGAUAGAUUUGAGAUUGAUAGCUGAGUGCAUGAUCUCUACUGGCUAUACGUUAGAGUGCUUGAAGAUUUACAAAGUUAUGCGUAAAUCUAUCAUUGAUGAAGCUAUUUAUAGACUCGGUGUCGAGAAAUUGAUGAGUUCAUCGCAAGUUCAUAAAAUGCGUUGGGAAGUUAUGGAUAUGAAGAUCAAGGAUUGGCUUAACGCGGUCGAUGUAGCCAUGAAAACAUUGUUCAACGGAGAGAGGAUUCUCUCCGAUUACGUAUUCGCAUCCAAUGAUGCAAUCAGAGAGUCAUGUUUUACUGAAAUUUCAAAAGAUGGAGCCAUGACUCUCUUCAGUUUCCCAGAAAUUGUAGUGAAAAACAGUAAGAAGUCACCAGAAAAAGUGUUCCGUCUACUCGAUAUGUACACUUCCAUUGUCGAACACUGGGCUGGCAUUGAAGCUACAUUUUCCUUUGAUUCAGAAUCCGUUCUUCGAUCUCAAGCAUUGACAUCACUCGUCAAGCUCGGCGAGUCUAUAAGGACGGCAUUGUCUGAGUUCGAAAUUUCUCUACUGAAGGAAUCAUCAAAGACCAUAAUUGCUGGUGGGGGAAUCCAUCCUCUUGUCAUUGACGCAAUGAAUUACAUCAUUUUACUUGCCGAUUACAGCAACGUACUCUCAGAUAUCCUGGGAGAAUCUCUUCCUCCGGCUAAAGGUUCAUUGCCGGAAUCAUACUUUGGUAUUGCUGAUUCCGAUGAGUCUCCGGCACCGGCGAUCUCACUCCGAUUUGCAUGGUUGAUUCUAAUUCUUUUUUGUAAACUCGAUGCCAAAGCGAAGCACUACAAGGAAGUGUCCCUUGCGUACCUCUUCUUAGCUAACAAUCUCCAGUACAUCGUCGUAAAAGUCCGUUCAUCGAAUCUCAAGUAUUUGUUAGGUGAAAAUUGGAUAUCAAAACAAGAGGGAAAAAUCAAAAAGUUUGCGUUAAAUUAUGAGCGGUUAGGAUGGAGCCAUGUUAUUGAAUCCCUCCAGCAUGAUCCGAACGCCUCGAUGACUCCACAACAAGUGAAGGAGGUUUUCAAGAGAUUCAACUCGGCAUUCGAGCAAGCUUACCGGAAGCAAUCAGUAUGCGUCGUACCAAAUACUAAACUCCGUGAUGAUUUGAAAGUGUCCAUCGCGAGGAAAAUACUUCCUGUUUAUAGAGAGUUCUACAAUAAACAUAGAGAUGCAAUACUAAAAGAGAGACAUUCUAGUCACGUGGUUAGAUUUUCUCCGGAGGAUGUAGGACAUCACUUGUCCGAUUUGUUUUUUGGGCCGGUUGAAUCGGGAAGUUCAUCGACAGUUGAGUCAUCCCCAUCACUAUUGCGGUGAAAAAAAAUAUAUAGCAGUUGCUUAAUUCCUUUUUGUUAUCUGUUGUAAUUAUGUGUGAUACAUGAAAUAUGACUCAUGUUAAAAGGUGUAUAAAUUGUAGAGUUUUUGGUAUGUUUAAAAUGAGCAGAAAAGAAUAUUUCACAAAUUUUGGAAUUCAAAAUCCCAGAUAUUAUUGUAGAUGGAGAAAUACUAAUAAGUGAGUUUUGUAAUGUAUAUAGCUUC